GGAGGAGCUUCUUGGUGAAGUUAGGCCUGAGAAGGGGCGUGGCUUCUUGGUGACUUGUCGCCAGGAAUGGGGCGGGGCUCUCGGUGACGCGACACCGGGAAGGGGGCAGGCUUUCAUUGAUAAAAACUCCGGGCUCCGGCAGGCGCGAGCGCAGAGUAGCAAAUCCAGGCAGCGCCGCACGCGGCCGGGGCCAGGCAGAACAGAGAUCAAGCCGGGCCCGCGCUGCGACGCGCCGCAUGGAGCCCGCCGCCGGCUUCCUGUCCCAGAGCCCCUUCCCACGUGUGGGUGCCCCGCCCUCGCCCCCUGCCGGGCCCGGGCCGCCUCAGAGUGGGGUGCCUGGAUCUGACCUGGAGGUGCUGGCCGGGACACCGGCGCCAGACCCUGGGCGCCUCAUCACGGACGCGCGCAGCGGCCGCACCUACUUCAAAGGUCGCCUCUUGGGCAAGGGCGGCUUCGCCCGCUGCUACGAGGCCAUUGACACAGAGACUGGCAGCGCCUACGCGGUCAAAGUCAUCCCGCAGAGCCGCGUCGCCAAGCCGCAUCAGCGCGAAAAGAUCCUAAAUGAGAUUGAGCUGCACCAAGAGCUGCAGCACCGCCACAUCGUGCGUUUCUUGCACCACUUUGAGGAUGCUGACAACAUAUACAUUUUCCUGGAGCUCUGCAGCCGAAAGUCCUUGGCCCACAUCUGGAAGGCCCGGCACACCCUGUUGGAGCCAGAGGUGCGUUACUACCUGCGGCAGAUCCUUUCUGGUCUCAAGUACUUGCACCAGCGUAGCAUCUUGCACCGGGAUCUCAAGCUGGGAAAUUUUUUCAUCACUGAGAACAUGGAGCUGAAGGUAGGGGAUUUUGGACUGGCAGCCCGAUUGGAACCCCCAGAGCAGAGGAAGAAGACCAUCUGUGGCACCCCCAACUAUGUGGCUCCAGAAGUGCUGCUGAGACAGGGCCAUGGCCCUGAGGCAGACGUGUGGUCACUGGGCUGUGUCAUGUACACAUUGCUGUGUGGGAGCCCCCCCUUUGAGACAGCUGAUCUGAAGGAAACAUACCGCUGCAUCAAGCAAGUUCACUACACACUGCCUGCUAGCCUCUCACUGCCUGCCCGGCAGCUCCUAGCUGCCAUCUUACGGGCCUCACCCCGAGAUCGCCCCUCAAUUGACCAGAUUCUACGCCAUGACUUCUUCACCAAGGGCUACACCCCCGACCGGCUUCCUGUCAGUAGCUGCAUGAGGGUCCCAGACCUGACACCUCCCAACCCAGCUAGGAGUCUCUUUGCCAAAGUUACCAAGAGCCUCUUUGGCAGGAAGAAGAACAAGAGUAAGAACCAUCCUGAGGAGCGGGAUGAGGUCUCCUGUUUGGUGAGUGGCCUCAUGCGGACAUCCAUUGGCCAUCAGGAUGCCAGGCCUGAGACUCCAGUAGCUUCUGGUCCAGCCCCUGUCAGCCUGGUAGAGACAGCACCUGAAGACAGCUCGCCCCGGGGGACGCUUGCAAGCAGUGGAGAUGGGUUUGAAGAAGGUUUGACUGUGGCCACAGUGGUGGAGUCAGCCCUCUGUGCUCUGAGAAACUGUGUGGCCUUCAUGCCUCCAGCGGAACAGAACCCGGCCCCCCUGGCACAGCCAGAGCCUCUAGUGUGGGUCAGCAAGUGGGUUGACUACUCCAACAAGUUUGGCUUUGGCUAUCAGCUGUCCAGCCGUCGUGUGGCUGUGCUCUUCAAUGACGGCACACACAUGGCCCUGUCGGCCAACAGAAAGACUGUGCACUACAACCCCACCAGCGCAAAGCACUUCUCCUUCUCUGUGGGUACUGUGCCCCGGGCACUGCAGCCGCAGCUGGGUGUCCUGCGGUAUUUUGCCACCUACAUGGAACAGCACCUCAUGAAGGGUGGAGAUCUGCCCAGUGUGGAAGAAGUGGAGGUCCCUGCUCCCCCAUUGCUGCUGCAGUGGGUCAAGACUGAUCAGGCCCUACUCAUGCUGUUCAGUGAUGGCACUGUCCAGGUGAACUUCUACGGGGACCACACCAAGCUGAUCCUCAGUGGCUGGGAGCCUCUCCUCGUGACUUUCGUGGCCCGGAAUCGCAGCGCUUGUACUUACCUUGCUUCCCACCUUCGGCAGCUGGGCUGUGCCCCAGACCUACGGCAGCGGCUCCGCUAUGCUCUGCACCUCCUGCGGGACCGCAGCCCUACCUAGGACCCAACCUGCAGAGCUGGCCCUGACCUAAGCCCUCUGGCCUGAGGCCUGUGCCUGUAAGGCCAGGACCCUUGCCUUUGUGCCCCCUCCUCUCCCUUUGGUGCCUCACUGGGGGCUCUGGGCUGAAUCCCUCAGGGAAUCAGGGACCAGCUUUACUGGGGUUGGUGGCUGCCUGCCCUCGCUGCCACCUUCCCCUUCUCCAAGACAAGCCUGAGCCUUAGCCCCCAGCUAGGGGGUGUUAUUUAUGGACCACUUUUAUUUAUUGACAGACAUUUAUUUAUUGGGAUGUGAGCCCAAGGGAGGGCUUCCUCCUGGGAUAAUAAACCGUUUUUGCAGAACUUGGAA
This is a messenger RNA of Orycteropus afer afer, 2525 nucleotides long. It is a transcript of the gene PLK3, whose product is annotated as polo like kinase 3. Gene Ontology annotation, biological process: Golgi disassembly; regulation of cytokinesis; mitotic cell cycle. The record is from RefSeq and is a predicted model, not a curated record. Gene Ontology annotation, molecular function: protein serine/threonine kinase activity; ATP binding; protein binding. NCBI's taxonomy places the organism in Eukaryota, Metazoa, Chordata, Mammalia, Tubulidentata, Orycteropodidae. Gene Ontology annotation, cellular component: centrosome; spindle pole; cytoplasm.